AUGGCUAGUGCUAAGUUUCACGAGAUUCUUUCGCCCGUGGGAACCCCGCAGGAAUGCCCUGCGCGCAACGAAGGCUCUUGCAAGCCUAGUCCGGAACAGUACAUCGCAUGGGGAACAGAAGAGUGCUGGAAUGAUAAUGAUGUGGCCAUGCGGGGGGCCAGAAACCUCCUCGACGUUUUAGGCCACUGCUCGCGUAUGGAGGCUACACAUCACCGUAAAACUUCAGGCCAUCCAUCAGGAGAUUUGUACUGGCAGAUAACCAUCCUGGAUGAACAGAUUGAUGCAGUGGAAAGCAUCCCAGAAAUUCGUGAAGUAGAGCUCGCAAACUCAGGUUUCGAUCCUCAUUACGAUGUUGGAAGACCUAUACCUAACAGGGAGAAAAGGGCGAUGAAACCAUCCAAGCCUAGAUGGAUGCCUAGGGAUAUGGACUUAGUCGGCGCGGGGAUGGCCGGCUGCUUUAGAUUUAACUAA
Colletotrichum aenigma is the source of this 471-nucleotide messenger RNA. RefSeq lists its product as uncharacterized. The record is from RefSeq and is a predicted model, not a curated record. NCBI's taxonomy places the organism in Eukaryota, Fungi, Ascomycota, Sordariomycetes, Glomerellales, Glomerellaceae. Bases 1 to 471 code for a protein of 156 amino acids. The transcript has 3 exons.